Papaver somniferum (opium poppy) is the source of this 719-nucleotide messenger RNA. RefSeq lists its product as uncharacterized. Bases 81 to 719 code for a protein of 212 amino acids. The record is from RefSeq and is a predicted model, not a curated record. The transcript is spliced from 3 exons. Gene Ontology annotation, molecular function: DNA binding. Lineage: Eukaryota; Viridiplantae; Streptophyta; Magnoliopsida; Ranunculales; Papaveraceae.
AUCUUCAUUCUUCAGACGAAAUAAACAAGUGAACAUCUAAUUUCUUUUAAGAGGAUUAAGUUGAUUUCUUUGAUUCAACUAUGGAGGAAUCAGGAUCAACACCAGCUUCCGUUAACUCAAAUGCAUUGUUGCCACCACUACAUCCUCCUCCAAGAUCUUCUAACGCCUCUACUGAAGUUAGUUCAGUUGCAAAAGUACCAACUGCUGGUGAAGCUCCAUCUGCACCAGCUGCCAAUGUUUCCGAUGCUGGUACCAUCACUGUCACUGCACCAGCUUCUAAGAAGCGGAAGAAAACUUCAUGGGUUUGGGAUCACGUUGAUCUGGACCCUCCUCCUUCGAUAAUGGUAACUUGCAAGAAAUGUAAACAGAGAAUGAAAGCUGACUCUUCUACACAUGGGACCGGCUCCUUGAAUAACCAUUUAAGAAAGUGUCUGAAUCUUAUUCCUAAGGAUUCUGGUCAGUCGACUCUUUCUUUUGAACCUGCUAGGCUGGGAGAAGAUGAAAAGUUAGUUGCUGUAACUUUUUGUCAGGAUUCGUGUAGAAAAGCAUUGAUUAUAUUCAUCAUAGUGGAUGAGCAGCCUUUUAGAAUAGUUGAGGGGGAAGAGAUAUAUUGGCUAUACCCAUCUCUUCAGUGGCAUCUGAAUCUGCCUUUAGCACUGGGAGGCGUAUUCUCGAUCCAUAUCGAAGUUCUUUACUUCCCACAACAGUUGAGGCAUUGA